Salvelinus namaycush (lake trout) is the source of this 2292-nucleotide messenger RNA. RefSeq names its product kin of IRRE-like protein 3. Gene Ontology annotation, biological process: cell-cell adhesion; synapse assembly. Gene Ontology annotation, molecular function: cell adhesion molecule binding. The record is from RefSeq and is a predicted model, not a curated record. NCBI's taxonomy places the organism in Eukaryota, Metazoa, Chordata, Actinopteri, Salmoniformes, Salmonidae. Gene Ontology annotation, cellular component: cell-cell junction. Bases 1 to 2292 code for a protein of 763 amino acids. The transcript has 15 exons.
AUGGUCAACUACUUAGCCAAGUUCGCGUCCAGCCUCUCCAAUGCUAAUGCACCCCUGCGUCAACUGCUAGAGCAGUCCAGGGCCAGUGCAGUGUUCACCCAGCAGCCCACAGACUUGGUGGUGGUGGCAGGUCAGCCGGUGACCCUGCCCUGCUCCAUCCCUGGUUACCACGGCAUGGUGCUCUGGCUCAGAGACGGCAUGGCCCUGGGGGUCAACAGGGACCUCUCAGGCUACCCACGCUAUGACAUUGUUGGAGACCACAGCAAGGGAGAAUACCACCUCUUGAUUCAGAGAACCGAAAUGCAGGACGAUGCCUUCUUUGAGUGCCAGGCCAUCCAGGCAGCUAUCAGAACACGCCCCGCCCGACUGACUGUGCUCGUUCCCCCUGAUGACCCUGUGAUUGUUGGGGCGCCUGUGGUGAGCCUAAGGGCCGGCGACCCCCUCAACCUGACGUGCCACGCCGACAAUGCCAAGCCUGCCGCCUCCAUCAUCUGGAUCCGCAACGGGCAGGUCCUGAAUGGCGCCAUGUACUCUAAGACACUGUUGCGGGACGAGCGAAGGGAGAGUACAGUCAGCUCACUCUACCUCUCUGCCUCCAACAUCGAGACAGGCCAACAAAUCACCUGUCGGGCCUCAAACAAGGCCUUGCCCAAUGGGAAAGAUGCCAUUGUCACCAUCGAUAUCCAACACCUGCCCCUGGUCAACCUAUCUGUGGAGCCCCAGCCCAUAAUGGAGGGCAAUCUGGUAAAGUUCCACUGCUCUGCCAAAGCUAACCCACCAGUCAUCCACUACAGAUGGGCCAAAGGGGGCAGCGUCAUCAGACAGGUGUCAGGUGACACCUAUGAGGUCAUCGUGGACCACUCGUUCUUCACAGAGCCCGUCUCCUGUGAGGUCACCAAUGCGCUGGGCAGCACCAACAUCAGCAGGAACGUGGAUGUCUACUAUGGGCCCAGAAUGGCUGCUGAGCCACAGUCCCUACAGGUGGACCAGGGAUCAGAUGCUAUCUUCAACUGUGCCUGGACAGGAAACCCCUCCCUCACCAUUGUGUGGAUGAAACGUGGCUCUGGAGUGGUGCUUAGCAAUGACAACAUCCUGACGCUCAAGGCGGUGAGGCAGGAUGAUGCUGGGAAGUACGUAUGCCGGGCGGUGGUCCCCCGAGUUGGAGCUGGAGAAAAGGAAGUGUCCCUCACUGUGAAUGGUCCUCCCACUAUCUCCAGCACCCAGACCCAGCAAGCCCUCUAUGGGGAGAAGGGGCAGAUCAAGUGUUUCAUCCGCAGCACUCCUCCUCCCGACCGCAUUGCCUGGUCGUGGAAGGAGACCGUCUUGGAGUCAGGGACGUCUGGCCGAUACACCGUGGAGACGGUGAGCACCGAGGAGGGGGUCAUCUCCACCCUCACCAUGAGUAACAUCGUCCCUGCUGACUUCCAGACCAUCUACAACUGCACUGCCUGGAACAGCUUUGGGUCUGACACAGAGAUCAUUACACUGAAGGAACAAGAGUCCCUCCGAUUGGCUGUAAUCAUAGGAGUGGCUGUGGGGGCCUUCCUUGCCCUCAUUGUUCUCAUGGGCACAUUGGGUGCCUUCUGCUGUGCCCGCUUCCAGAGGAAUCUCAAGGGAGUGGUUUUGGCAAAAAACGACAUCCGGGUGGAGAUUGUUCACAAGGAUCACAACGCAGCUCGGGAAACAGAGGAGCAUACAGCCAUCAAGCAGAUAAUGAUUGAGCGAGGGGAGUUCCAGGCGCAGGAGUCUGUGCUGAAGCAGCUGGAGGUCCUACAAGAGGAAGAGAAGGAGUUCCAGCACAUUAAGGAUCCAACCAAUGGCUAUUACAGUGUCAAUACCUUCAAGGAGCACCAUGGCACCCCGACUAUGUCAAUGGCCGCCAACCAGACCAGCGGCGCUGAGGUCAGGAACCCAUUGGCUUCUUCUUCAUCCACCAUGGGAAAGCAGCGUGUGCCUACGGGCAUGUCCUUCACAAACAUCUACAACACGCUAGGUGCUGGGCCCAACCGCCUGUACGACUACAGCCAGCGCUUCGUGCUUGGCAUGGGCAGCAGCUCUAUCGAGUUGUGCGAGCGCGAGUUCCAGCGGGGCUCACUUAGUGACUCCAACUCCUUCAUCGACACGCAGUGUGACAGCAGCGUGAGCAGCUACAGCAAGCAGGACGGCUACGUGCAGUUUGACAAGGACAGCAAGGCCUCGGCUGCCUCCUCAUCUUCCCACUACUCGCAGUCGUCCUCGCAGAACUCAGACCAGACGCGGCCGCUGCAGAAACGCAUGCAGACCCAUGUGUAA